CGCCAAGCGACUGCGACCUACUCCUUCGCGUUCAAUGCUGCACGCCGCAGACUCUCCACACAACACUGCCUCACUCCAGGUGGAGAACAGCAUUUUACACGCAACAUAUCCAAAUAUUGAUCAUGUCGUACCAAAGUGAUAUGCGAUGCCACGGAUUCCCAGUCAGCCGAUGGCUAGCGGGUUCACGUUCAUUCAGCACCUCACGGCUAUUCCGCGCGUUCAGUCAUUCUCAGAAUGUGUCAAGCUCGGCCUGGGGUGCUCCAGCUCGAGUUCCUUAUGCGCCUCAGUCUCGUAAUAUUUCUCACCCCUUUCGGGCCUGGCGAUGCUUGCGAACUCUUGCCGCGAGUCAUCGGUUCUGUUCGUUAGCUCUGCAUGCGACACCUUCCAAUCCCGCAGGGUGUAUUCUCACAAGGCCUCAUUGAGGAAUCACCUCUGAACCUUGGCCACGAUUUCGGUAGAUCUACGGCCGCCGUUUGUGCGAUGCGGGUACCAAAGAAUGCUUGGUGAGAGUUCCAAUGCGGUGAGUCUACAUUGUACUGACAUGGGCAUGCUGUUUGCUGUUUGGCUGACACGUCAAAUUCCCUGACUGUGAGGUUGAAAGUAUAUGUAAAGUCCCAGACGCUACCCCUCUUGCAACACUGUACUGCAGACCCUAUUCACAUUGCGCCCCAAGUCUUCGUAACGACACCGUAUCGUGAGUAACUACAUCACAUCUACACGACCCGCCGUGGCGAGCUAGAAAUUACGUCCAUUAUUGCGCUGUAGGUACGCUAUGUCCAACACCGCCCGGGGAUCUUUCUGUACCACCCAGUCACAAUCAGUUCAAGCCAAGUUCACUGUUGAGGAGAUCAAAUACACUUUCGACGGCUCUCUCAAUGGCGACAUCGAAUUCACGGCCGACAAUGCGACGCUGACCUACAACGACAAGGAUCAGCUGACUGGUUACAAAAACUACUACGGCACACUCGAGGGUAAUAUGAUACGCAUCACCUUCGAGAAUGGAGUCACUAUUACCGGGACUCUCGAACAGCCCGUCAACCCUGUCACCGAUGUUAAUGGCGGCGGAACUUGGCUUGUGAACUAGGAGGUGAGUCACUGGUCUUUAUUUACCGAACUGGUGAAUUUAUAUGCGGAAUACUGAUGCCGUUCAGUGUUCCUUCAUUCGCAGGUCACCAUCUUGAGCGUGGUGCUGGUGUCGUGGGGUAGGCAAGAUGUUGUGCCGUGCUAGUGGUACGAUCAAAUCUCCUGACGCUGCUGUAUAUGUACAUUGUACCGUCCAUCCGUAAGAAUGUAGCGCAAUCACCCAUCGUUCUA
Molecule: messenger RNA, 1314 nt
Organism: Phanerochaete carnosa HHB-10118-sp
Lineage: Eukaryota; Fungi; Basidiomycota; Agaricomycetes; Polyporales; Phanerochaetaceae
Exons: 1
Coding region: 773-1084 (103 amino acids)
Source: RefSeq, a predicted model, not a curated record